Molecule: messenger RNA, 2007 nt
Organism: Nothoprocta perdicaria
Lineage: Eukaryota; Metazoa; Chordata; Aves; Tinamiformes; Tinamidae
Gene: SH3BP1
Product: SH3 domain binding protein 1
Exons: 18
Coding region: 1-2007 (668 amino acids)
Biological process (GO): regulation of Rac protein signal transduction; signal transduction; positive regulation of GTPase activity
Cellular component (GO): cytoplasm; intracellular anatomical structure; cytosol
Molecular function (GO): protein binding; GTPase activator activity
Source: RefSeq, a predicted model, not a curated record
AUGAUGAAGAGGCAGUUUCAUCGGAUGCGGCAGCAACUGUCCCAUCCCAGCCUCACGGGCCGAUCCCAAGAAGCAACGGAGCUCCUGACAGAAGACUUGCUGCAGAUCGAGCAGAGGAUCGAGCCAGCCAAGCGGGCGGCUCACAGCGUGUCCAAGAGGCUCCAGGCCUGUCUGCAGGGGCAGUGCGGCUCGGAGAUGGACAAGCGAGUGAAGAAGCUGCCCUUGAUGGCUCUGUCCACAGCAAUGGCUGAGAGUUUCAAGGAGCUAGACACAGAGUCCAGCCUUGGGAGAGCCCUGGAGAUGGGCUGCUGCAUACAGAGCACGCUGGCCAAGAUCCUGGCUGAGUUYGAGAUCGCCCUGGAGCACGACGUCCUGCAGCCGCUGAACAAGCUCAGCGAGGAGGAGCUUCCCAUCAUCCUGAAGCGCAAGAAGACRCUGCAGAAGUUGAUCUCGGACUGGAACACCAUCAAAAGCAGGCUGAACCAAGCUGCCAAGAGUUCCAGUAACAGCACAAGCGCCGGCGCUGGUCCUGGGGCAUCUGCUGCUGCCAACAAACUGGAGAACUUGAAGGAAGAGGAGGAGGAGGUGAAGAGGAAGGUGGAGCAGUGCAAGGACGAGUACAUGGCCGACCUCUACCACUUCUCCACCAAAGAGGACAGCUAUGCCAGCUACUUCAUCAGACUGAUGGAAAUCCAAGCCCAGUACCACCGGCAGUCCCUGGGAUCCCUGGACUCGGUGCUGGCAGAGCUGAAGGAAUCUCACAGCCAGACAGAGCCCUCCUUCACCGCAGAGGCACCAGUCGCCGGGUACUACGGCGUGUCCCUGGGGACGCACCUCGAGAGCCUGGGCCGGGAGAUUGCGCUGCCCAUCGAGGCCUGUGUCAUGAUGCUGCUGGCCUCGGGCAUGAGGGAGGAGGGACUCUUCCGGCUGGCGGCGGGCGCCUCGGUGCUGAGGAAGCUGAAGAGCAGCUUGGCCAGUGGCUCCAACGCCCUGGAGGAGUUUUACACGGACCCGCACGCGGUGGCUGGAGCACUGAAAUCCUACCUGCGGGAGCUGCCCCAGCCCCUGAUGACCUUCGAGCUCUACGACGAAUGGGUCAAAGUGGCUGGCUUCAAGGACUCCGAUGGCCAAGUACAGAGUCUCCGAGACACCUGCAGCCGCCUGCCCCUGGAGAACUACAAUAAUUUAAGGUACCUCAUCAAGUUUUUAGCCAAGCUGGCCGAACACCAGGAGGUCAAUAAGAUGACCCCCAGCAACAUUGCCAUCGUGCUGGGCCCCAACCUGCUCUGGGCGCAGCAAAGCUCAGGAGAUCCCAUGCAGCUGGACUUGGCCUCGGUCUCCUCCAUCCAGGUGGUGGGCAUUGUGGAAGCCCUCAUCCAAAACGCGGACACCCUCUUCCCUGGAGAGAUCGAUUUCAACGUCUCUGGCAUGUUCACGCCACCUGCGAACGCUGUUCUUAGCGAGGCCAGCCCAGAGGAGGAAGCGUCUCCCAAGUCUCCUCCAGCCAGCACCUCUGCUUUCCCAGAUGAAGAAGCCACAAAGGAUCCYAAGGCAAGUUCUCAGACAGCUUCUUCGAAGGUGACCACAUCUUCUGAAGGUUCCGGGCUGGUAGCCCCAACGCCCGCCAGUGACACCACCCGCAAAGGCAAGCGGCCRGCCCCGGCACGGCCCACGGUGCCGCCACCUCCCGUGGCCCAGCCGCGUGGCUCCGCUGCCGCCGCCGAAGACGCAGCCGCCCCCAGAGCCCUGCCCCGGCGCCUGGCGGGCGCCGCCAGCCGCGCGCCCUCCGUGCCCCCGCCGCUGCCCCCGCAGCCGAGCCGCCGCCAGAGCCGCAGCGGCGCCCGGGCCCCCGGCUCGCCCGGCAGCGAGGCCGGCGCCGCGCCGGAGCCGGAGCCCGCCAUGGACUGCGCCCCGGGAGCUGCCRCCGAGGGGCAGCCGCCAUCUCCGGGAGGAAGGAAUCCUCCCGCGGCAUCUCAGCCAACGGGGCAGGCCUCGGAGAUCGACUGA